Solea senegalensis (Senegalese sole) is the source of this 3830-nucleotide messenger RNA. RefSeq names its product TBC1 domain family, member 2 (gene tbc1d2). NCBI's taxonomy places the organism in Eukaryota, Metazoa, Chordata, Actinopteri, Pleuronectiformes, Soleidae. The record is from RefSeq and is a predicted model, not a curated record. Bases 160 to 3744 code for a protein of 1194 amino acids. The transcript has 17 exons.
GAAGAAGGAGAAGAAGAAGAAGAAGAAGAAGAAGAAGAAGAAGAAGAAGGGGAUAAAGACAGAGUUUUUAUCUUCACUGAGUCAAACAGCUGUUUCAGCUGUCAAACAAGAUCCACACAGCCAGGUGUGGUCAGACCACGCCCCCUCUGUGUAGAGCAGAUGGAUCAAAGUAACGUGGCAGGAAAUCCUGAAACCAUGCGUCCCCCUUCACAUCCUGACAACAACAAGGAGACGCGACAAACAGCCAAGAAAGAUCAGCAGAGCACAGGAUCUGGCACUUCAUUUGGGCCCCAGAACCACCAUAGUCCAGCAGAAACCCAACCACACCAGCAGGACACUAUGGCAAGAAAACCAGAAGAGUCCUCAGAUAAUUCUUCAUUAAUCACACUAGAUCCCGGAAGACCAGAUCCUCUUCCCACUGAGCAACACCAGCCGCAGGGAAAGUCUGUGAUGGAAGAACAGGAAUCAGAAGCCUUAAAUCAACCAAGUCCAGGGAAACCACCGUCUGUUAAACCAGAGUCAACAGAACCAGAUCCUCCUGUGUGUACAUUUCCGAACAAACCAGGGGAUACUUGCCUACAACAUAAACAAAACCCAGACCUUUUUCAGGACCACCAGGAGUAUGAAAUCUGCAUCUUUGAUUCUGAAGACCAAUACAAUCGAGAUCCAUCUCCUUUUGAAGACCAACAGAACCAAGACUCAUUGCCUCCUGAAGACCAACAGAACCAAGACUCAUUGCCUCCUGAAGACCAACAGAACCAAGAUCCAUCGUCUUUUGAAGACCAACAAAAUCAAGAUUGUGUUCCUCUUAAAGACAAAAUAAAAACCCAUGAUUUGCCUUCUCCUGAAGAGCAACAGGACCCAUCUCCUCUUGAAGACCAGCAGAACCAAGACCCACUACCUCCUGAAGACCAACAGAACCGAGACCCAUCUCCUGAAAACCAGCAGAACCAAGAUUCACCACCUUCUGAAGACCAACAGACCCCUUCUUCUCAGGUUUUGUGUUCCAUGAACGGUGCAACUGAAGUGUCCCUGACUCCACCCACAGCCACAGCCACGCCCCUGACUCCUGAAGCCUUCUCUGACAAGGUGCAGCCUGUUCCUUGGCUUUCAUCUUCAGAUAAACCCAAACUGUGUGGCUUCCUGCAGAAGCAAGGGGGACCACUGCGGGUCUGGAAGCAGCGCUGGUUUACCUACGAGGAGAAGAAGAACCAGCUGUUCUACUACCGCACGCCACAGGACGUGAUGCCACUCGGCCGCGUGGAGCUCAGCAGCGCUACCUUCACCUACCCACUGAGGGCAGAGACCGGAACGUUCCACAUCAAGACACCAGAACGCACAUUCAUUCUCAAGGCUGUGACUGAGGAGCUGAUGCUCUAUUGGCUGCAGCAGCUGCAGGUGAAACGCUGGCAACACAGACAGAUGACUUCCUGUCCAGAGAUUCCGUCACUACCAUCACUCACCAACAGCAGCAGCAACAACAAUACAGACGACUUCCUACCGGCGUUGAAAAGUCCUCUGGGUUUGGUCGGCGAGGAAGCAGCAAAUGCAUCAUCACAACCAACUCUGCUCGCCAACAUGUCAAUCAAACAUCCCCUCAUCCAGCUGCAGAAUUCAGUCCACUUUCUUCGGAAGAGAUCGUCGCAUGAAUCCAGUCAGAGCGUUUUUCACGUAGAAACGCCAGCUGCCCCCAAAUCCAGCGCCUCCAGGACUCCUCUGGAAUCUCCGUCCCGUACUGUCCCACUGGCUGAUCCAGCGGUUGGCGGUGGGUCCCCAUCGUUGUCUGACAGUUGCAGCAGAAGAAUGAAGAACCGCAGUUCAUCUACGAUGCCAGUCCUCUGCAGAGACACACUGUCCUCAACCUCAGAGCAGAUGUCUCGUGUCCAGCAGGAGAAAGAGAUAUUGAUAGAAGAGGUCAAAGCUCAAAAGGAGCUGGUCUGGAUCCUCCACAAAGCCCUGGAGGCGUCUCAGCUGGAGAAACGAGCCUGUGCCGAGUUUUUGGCGGUGGAGGGCGAACAGAAACGCCUGGAGCUGCUGCGACACCGCGAGCGGCAGGCGGCUGAUUUACAACGUCGACUUGAGGAGGUGAAUAUGGAGGCGGAGCUUCUGAGGAGGAGUCUUGCUCAGAGAGAUGCUCUGGUGGCUGAGCUGCAGGAGCACAUCGAGAUGUUGACGGACAAAAACAACGCCAAGCAGGAGGUGAUCAUCAAGCUGUCUGAUCAGGUGACCGCUUGUUUGUCCAUUCCACCGCACUCGCCCUCAGGUGGGCUUCUGGACUCUGAGACUGUCAGACGCCUUCAGCAGGAGAAUGGGAACUUGAAGGAUGACAUUGAGGCGUAUAAAACCCAGAACAAAUUCCUGAAUUCAGAGAUUUAUCAGCUGACCAGACUGUGGCGGAAGAGCUCAGAGCAAGAGAAGUGUCUCAUGAUCAAGUGUGCAUACCUGGAGGCCAGGAACUGUCAGGGGGAGAGCCGUUACCUGGGUGUCCUCAGGAAGCUGCAAGAGACCAAGUCUCUGGAUCCAGUCCAGCUCCAGACCGUCCACAAGUUGAUUGAGGAAGCACUGAAAGGAGAGCUGAAGGAGAGCUUCAUAAAGCUGAACACAACCAGAGAUCACGAUGAAUAUGGAUUUAAAAUAGUCCCAGAUUACGAGAUUGAGGACAUGAAGCUGCUGGCAAAGAUCCAGGCAUUGGAGAUUCGCUCACACAACCUUCUGCAGCAGGACAGAAUGGAGCACCCCCUGCUGACGCGCUGGGCUCAGUAUUUGGCAGGAAGGUCACGUGAUGAACUGUGUCCGUCUCCAGAGCUUAAGACUCUGCUGCGCUGUGGCGUCCCGCAGGAAUACCGUCAGCGGGUGUGGAGCUUGGUGGUUCGAACCCGGACCAGAACCAUCAGAGACUGCCACCCACAGCACUACCAAGAGCUGUGUGACAGGAGUCAUGCAUGUCCUCACCCGGUGUCCAGACAGAUCCAGCUUGACCUUCACCGCACCCUCACAACCAAUCAGCACUUCUCGUCUCCCUCUAGUCCCGCCCUCCAGCAGCUGCGUCGCAUCUUAUUGGCCUUUUCCUGGCACAAUCCUGUGAUUGGCUACUGCCAGGGUCUCAACAGGUUAGCGGCGCUCGCUCUGCUUGUCCUCCAAAAUGAAGAGGAAUCUUUCUGGUGUCUCGUGGCUGUGGUCGAGUCCAUCAUGCCUCAGGACUAUUAUACCAAGAACCUGCUGUCCUCACAGGCGGACCAGCGGGUGUUGAAAGACUUCCUGGUGGACAAACUUCCUCGUCUCGCGUCUCACUUUGAUGAAUUCUCCAUCGAUGUCUCUCUCAUCACCUUUAACUGGUUUCUCGUGGUUUUUGUGGAAAAUCUCCCGAGUGACAUCCUGCUGCCACUGUGGGACGCUUUCCUGUACGAGGGCUCCAAGGUGAUGUUCAGGUACGCUCUGGCUCUGUUCAAAUACAAAGAGGACGACAUCCUGAAGAUCCACGACAGUGUUGAGAUCUAUCAGUAUCUGCGCUUCUUCACCAAGACCAUCUGUGACAGCAGGAGAUUGACCUCCAUCGCCUUCAACGACAUGAACCCGUUCCCCGGUCGACUCCUGAAGAACCGGAGAACUAUUCACCAGGAACGCCUGGAAGCGGAGCUUCGACAGCUGGAGGAGCAACAGAGGGAGUACGUGAGAUCUGGACAUAUUACCACGAUGACCUCUGACCCCGACACCAUGGUCAGCGAGGACGACGAUGACCUCUGACUUCACAAUAAACAUGAUUUAUCCUGUGACCUAUGACCUUUCCUACAUGUAUAAAAAACUAUUUCAUUAAAAUGUAUUUGUUUAAA